Messenger RNA from Porites lobata, 25955 nucleotides. The record is from the annotation of a GenBank genome assembly. Lineage: Eukaryota; Metazoa; Cnidaria; Anthozoa; Scleractinia; Poritidae.
AUGGAAUUCAGUCCAGAAGAACUUGAUAUUAGUCCUCCUUGUUUUCUAGUGGACAACUCACAGGCUGAGGAAUCGCAGCAAGUUUGCCGAUCCGACAGUGAUCAACAUGUAUCGAUACUGAAGCGUUUACCAGUUUUUGCGAUGUCAGCGUCAAUUUGUUCGACGAACGAAUCUUUACGACGACAUCCAGUCGUUAGAAGCCGUCCUACAGGUAGCGGCGGAGGAGAACCAGGUGAUUCGAGAGGAGAACAGAGAAACUGCGGCCAGGAGCAAGGGGGAGGUGGCGGUUCUCGUGAACGUGGGACUGAUGGUGAUGCUGGAGGUAAUUCCAGAGGGGCAGGGGGUGGGUAUGGUGGAGGUGAUGGUGGAGAUGAUGGUGGUGGUGGUGAUGAUGAUGAUGAUAGGGAGGGUGAUGAUGACCAUGAAGAUGAUUCCCCCCCUGCUGAUGAACCAUCAUCCUCAUUAAGCAGUGAUCAAAUGCCAAGUUUGGUGCGUCCUGAGGCUGUUACUGGAAGCAGUCAGUGGAAAGGGCAGAAGUUCUCAGUGUCAGAGUUACACGCGCAGCAUUCUGCUGGUAGUGGAACUGAUAGCAAUCUGUUAAGUCCUGGUGAAGUGGUUCAAGAAGGAGGUAACCAUAGCCAGGCUUUCAGUGGCAUAGUUGGAGAGGGGGCUCAUGAUGCAGCCGAUGUGCAUGUAGUUUCAGGCUCAGGAAGUUUAAGUGAAGGAUCAACAGGGACAGUGGAAUGCCCAUCAGAAAAACGAUCAGAGAAAAAGUCUACAAGCUCUUCAAGUGAUGGUAAGAAAAAUCAGUCUGUUUCCACUCAGAAUGAAGGUGCACUGUACAUGUAAAAUGUUCCUUUGGUAUAGACAAAGAUAGCAAACAAACAAGAGCACAAAUCUGUAUUUGUCUGGGCAAGUUAGACUUAUUUAAGCAAAGGCAAGUCAAGAUUUCAGUUAAUAAUGUUAUUGCCGAACUAUCCAGUGGGCAAAUCAUGUUUAGAGCUGAUUACUUGUACCCUGUUAAUUGUAGGUCACAAGUCUGGACAAGGAUCAAGUGCUAGUAGCAGCAGUUACCAUGGCGAUCUGUCUAGCCUGUCAAGUGGUGGUAGCAUGGGACCAUCCCCUGAAGUGCGAAAACACCUCCCCCUCCUUUCCAUGCUUCGUACCCAGUCAACAAGUGACACUAGUUCAAGCAGUGCAGGAAGCAAAGAGGGUAAAGUGCGUGCAACAACGUCUGGGUACAGGAUUUGGUCAUUGGAAGAGAUUGAUGAACCUGAAGUAUGCUCAUCGCAAGAAGACAUGUUUGCUUCCCACGAAGUGAACAAGGAGCAAGACCAAGCACAGUCAGAUCUGUCACCGGAUGGUUCCCACAUUUUGCCACCUCAACACCACUCAACUCCCACUGAUGGUCACAGCAGUAAGGGAUGCCAUGGGCAUGCGCACGAAAAGUCACUGUAUCAACAAGUCUUAACAGCUAACCAGCGAACCUCAACACCUGUAGAAGGUCGUGAAUUCCUUCAGACUCCACCUUCUCAGGGUACUCCUAUUGAAUUUCAGAGCUUACACUUUUCAGGGGAAACAAGCACAAAAAAUACAUCAUCAUCAACAUCAGAAAAGGUUGAACCAUCACCAGAGGAACGCAGCUCAAUACCAAUGUUGACUCCCUCCUCUCCAACAGCAGUUGCAGAAGAGGGAGCAGCAAGCACAAGGUAAAAUAACUGCUAGAACAAUAACUUCUUGUUCUUUGCACAUAUUUACAAUUUAACUAUUAUUAUCAACUUUUCAGUAAUAGUAUAACUGCAUUCACAAGCAGUUUUUAAGUGCUAUGAAGUCUGGGGCUAUUCAUUAUCUGAUUAUUAGUAAAAUUCGAUUAGUGUUUUAUUAUCAAUGCUGUGUUCUGAUUGAUCGAGCUACUACUAGGCUAUAUGUUAUAGCCCACUAGUAGCGAAAAGCACCAGCUUUGAAAACCAAAACAACGGUGGCUGAAUCGCGUUUUGCUAGCUUAAGUUGUUUUGUCUCGAUAUUUUUGACCAACUAGUUGGAUUUUCCUAAAUCAAUUAUUCCUCUUGCCCUCAUGACCUCUGAAUCAAUAGCCCAUAUCAAAAACUUCAAAAACAAAAACAUCAUCAAAAACAAAACUCGCUUUGAGUUUUAGCUUUGGAAAGGUGAUUCAGAUAAUUGUAUUAAAAGAUGACGAAAAAAUGACAGUGCAAGUUUUUAAAAACAUUGUUGGUUUAGUAAGAUAGCCAGUUCAGUAAGGCUUAAUUUGACAUGGGUUUUAGGUAACCAGAAUGCAAUACAUCACUUGCACAUGAGGCACCCCUGUAGGUACAGAAGUAUCUGAUAACCUAUCCAAUAUCAUAGGCCAUGUAAAGGUAAAGUGUAAUAUUUGUACAAAUUCACCUGAAAGAGUCUCCCAACAACAAUGCGAUACUCGUUGAUUUUUAUCUUAAGUCUUUCAUUGUUUAUGCUAAUCACUGAUGGGAAGGGGACAUAGAUCUUUAAACCUAAUUCUUUUAGUUUUUCUGUAAGGCCAUAAAAUAUUUCUUAUAUUGUACAAUGAAAAAAAGCAAAAAAAACCUAGCAGACAAGAUACAGGAAGCUAGUCUUAAAUUUGGAUUUUUAUUAUCCCUUGCUUAGAGCCAAACAUGGUCAUGAGGUAACUGCAAAAGAGACGUCAUCUUCCUCAUCAGAAAAACUUUCUGUUUCAUCAGAAGAACAAAGUUCAGUUUCAGCACCACAUGUAAUUCCAUCCUCACCGAGAGAAGUUGGUGAUAAGAAACCUAGCGGGUAAGAAAUCUGUUCAGUGCAAAGUGAUGAGUAAAACAGUUGGUUAGCAGACAAGGGAAAGUUUAUAAAGCACCCCCUGCCUAUGAAUAGAUUUGUCAUUAACCCAUUCGCCCCUGGAGAUUUUGCUGAAAAUGCAUUUUGAAGUUAGUCAAGCGGUUUUCUGGUCACUGUUGUGCUAUAAAGAGAUAAAACUUACCACAAAGCCGUUACAGGUCCUACACUUCGUGGCCAUUUGAUCCAGAUGCAAAAUAUUAGUUUGCAAAGUUCAGGCUUGCGCAGGAAGCAAAAUUUCGGGAUUUUUUUAGGGUUUAGAAGUAACACAUCAGUCUUGACUUUUACUUUUCGCUUUCUCUCCUCCCCUCUUUUUUCGCUUUUCUUGCCAAAUUUUUGUUCUCUUGCUGGGCAUUUAGUAGGGAAAAGUUUUUAGGAAAGCUUUUAGGAUCUUAAGAUUAGAUGAAAGGAAAGUUAGGUGGGUAGUGGAAAAAGAUUUUCAUGCAAAUUUUCAGGUCAAUGCUACAUGGUUUUUUGCCUUUUUCUCUGGUGUCCUUGACCGAAUUUUGCUCAUUCUGGUAUGGUUUGAAAGAUCUCUUCACUCUGCACAACUUAGCGGACAAAGUUGUCCUUGACCAUUAAAACUGAUGAGGUCAUAAGCACUUAUGUCCAGAAAUGCAUGCAAUGGCGAAAAUGGCGAAACUGGCGAAAAAUCGCCAGCCGCUGGCAAUUUGAAUUGGAUGCCAAAAGUGGCCCCUUGGAGGCUGGCGAUUUUGGCAAAAAUGGCGAUUUUGGCGAAAUUGGCGAUUUUGGCAAAAAUUGCCAUGCAUGCAAUGGCGAAAAUGGGGAAAAAUCACCAGCCUCUGGCAAUUUGAAUUGGAUGCCAAAAGUGGCCCCUUGGAGGCUGGCGAUUUUGGCGAAAAUGGCGAUUUUGGCGAAAUUGGCAAUUUUGGCAAAAAUCGCCAUGCAUGCAAUGGUGAAAAUGGUGAAACUGGCGAAAAAUCACCAGCCUCUGGCGAUUUGAAUUGGAUGCCAAAAGUGGCCCCUUGGAGGCUGGCGAUUUUGGCGAAAUUGGCAAUUUUGGCAAAAAUCGCCAUGCAUGCAAUGGCGAAAAUGGCGAAACUGGCGAAAAAUCACCAGCCUCUGGCGAUUUGAAUUGGAUGCCAAAAGUGGCCCCUUGGAGGCUGGCGAUUUUGGCGAAAAUGGCGAUUUUGGCGAAAAUGGCGAUUUUGGUGAAAUUGGUAAUUUUGGCAAAAAUCGCUUGAGGGCUGGCGAUAUGUGGCAAAAUAUUCAAAUUGGAUGCCAAAAGUGGCCCCUUCAAAGUAGAUAACUAAAGAGGUCCUUAUAACUGUGAGGCAACAGUACUAAAAAAAAGUUCAAAUUACUUGCCUAAUAAGAGGCCCCAAUAACUGUGAGGCAACAUUUAUCAAAUACAACUGAAUCAAAUAUAUGACAAAACAGCUUUACCUAACUGUCAAACAACAUUAUUUUAUCAAAUACAACUGAAUCAAAUAUAUCUGAAAACAACAAAUGCAAGUCGUUUCAGUUAAGCUAAUAUGUAUUUGUGCCAUGUACUUCACAGGUUAAGUAAACAUUUCCUUACUUUCGAUGUCGCUUGACUUACCAAAAGUGAUGUGAUGCGCUGAAAUAUCACACUAGCAUCAUUUGCUUUUGUAUGGUUCAUUCCUUUCAAAGACUUACAAGUCCACUAAUUACUCGAGGAGAGAACUACCAAGUCCUUGAAAUCAUAAUAAUUCCUUGCCAUGGACACUCUAACUUUUGAGGUUCGAUGUAGACCUUAACAAUCCUCACUGGUUACAAUUCUCUUCACAUUGGUUCCAUUAAAUUGUGAGGCAGCCUUAAAUCAAAAGCGAUUGCGAAACGCAUGGUUCCUGGCUAAAAGAUGCUUUCACGAUAACCAGCUAGUGUGUGCCCUUCAUUCUUUUUUGGUUCUCCACUAUACACAUUAUCUUCUUUCGUCGUUUUAAACUCUUCACUUUCUUCUCGCACUUACUUCCUUUGCUCUUUAGAGAAACGGUCCCCUAAAAGUAACGAAAGCCGAAAUGUCCAGCAGCUUAUGCGUGCGCCAUUUUGAAAUGUGUGAUUUCGCUUAUUUCCACUUUAUGUAAACCUGCACGAAAUGUCACUUGUGCCCAAUACUUCACCGCAUUUAUUGAACAUAAACAUUGGAUCAAAGCAAUAACUUGUUUGUCUCUUUCAUAAAACAUAUCCCAUUCAAACUAAUUCUGUAUCUUUUCAUCAACUAGAUAUAUAAAAAGAGAGUGUACAUGUUUGUCUCGUUCUUCAAAAAUGUGUCCCAUUAUUGCUUUUAUGAGGUGGGGCCAGAAAUUUAGAAAAUGUAUUGUUUUUUUUGCGCUGAGACCACCAAACCAAUUCUCAGUACAAUAUGUUUCCAUUAAAUUGCUAAUGCUAAUGCUCGUCGAAACACGUCACCCGGCCUUUUUACCUUCUAUUUUAACAAUUGCCUGAGAGUCCCUGUGAACGACAUUAAUCGUUUUGCUUACAUAGAGGAGCUAUAAACAUAGAGUGACCACCAAAGUCAGCUGGGAAUGACACUAAUCGUUUCUACUUACAUAGAGUAGUUAUCCAAAAUCGACUAUUUCAACAUGGUCGCCGCGUCUGUAUAACAACAUACUAAACCUUAUACGUUCAUGUUCUGUGAAACUGCAAUGAACCAGCUCGCUUUUAUAUAUACUUAUGCGAUUGAACGCCAUUAUAACAAACAGGAUGGAUGUACAAGGCAAUACGGACCAUCUAAUUAUCUGACUCGUAGCCAAGAACCAACCUCCUCAUAACAUAUAAUGUUGAACUGUCGCUAUUCAAACAAUGCCUACAAGCCUGGAAAAUUAAGGAUACCUAUCUUGGAUUUUUGGUAAGAAAGUUGCCAUGAACAUUACGAAGAUUACCAUUUACUGAUAAUUGAAUACAACUCGUUGGCCAUUCGAUUUGAAUUGAGCAAGAAAUUAGUUAUAAGUGGUAAUUCCCGACCGAACACUCUUGUGUGGGACUUAAUUUCAAAUCACAAGAGGUUAUCAAUUAAAGGUAAAAGCAUUAAAACAGAUUAAUGACACUUAGUGUCAUUAUUAGUAUACAAUUAUACUACUGGAAACAUUUUUAUAGUAAUAUGUGGUUAACUAUUUGGCAAUUAAUAGCCAUUUCAAAAGGGACCCUUUGUUAUGUCAUUUCAAUUUGUCUUGACAAAUUAGGUAUUUCAUCGAGUAAUUGCCAUUUCUGCCAAAACACGUUUUAAGAACGAGGCCAACAUGCACUCUAUUUUUUUUUAUUUGUGGUUGAUGAAAAGAUACAGAAUUAGUGCACGCCAUUUUCGCCAAAAUCCUCACUUUCCAAAGGGCCCCUUUGCCAUCUCAUUUGAAUUUUUGUUUUACAGUUUGGCGAUUUUGGCGAUUAAUUGCCAUUUCUGCCAUUUUCGCCAAAUACGCCAUUUUUCGCUGAAAUCGCCACUUUGCAAAGGGCCCCUUUGCCAUCUCAUUUGAAUUUUUGUUGACAGUUUGGCGAUUUGGUGAUUAAUUGCCAUUUCUGCCAUUUUCGCCAAAAUCGCCAUUUUCGCCGAAAUCGCCACUUUCAAAGGGCCCUUUGCCAUCUCAUUUGAAUUUUUGUUUACAGUUUGGCGAUUUUGGCGAUUAGCGCCAUUUCUGCCAUUUUCGCCAAAUCGCCAUUUUUCGCGAAAUCGCCACUUUGCAAAGGGCCCUUUGCCAUCUCAUUUGAAUUUUUGUUUACAGUUUGGCGAUUUUGGCGAUUAAGCGCCAUUUCUGCCAUUUUCGCCAAAUACGCCAUUUCGCGCGAAAUCGCCACUUUGCAAAGGGCCCCUUUGCCAUCUCAUUUGAAUUUUUGUUUAUAGUUUGGCGAUUUUGGCGAUUAAUUGCCAUUUCUGCCAUUUUAGCCAAUACGCCAUUUUCGCCGAAAUCGCCACUUUCCAAAGGACCCUUUGCCAUCUCAUUUGAAUUUCUGUUUACAGUUUGGUGAUUUUGGCGAUUAAGCGCCAUUUCUGCCAUUUUCGCCAAAUACGCCAUUUUAGCGAAAUCGCCACUUUGCAAAGGGCCCCUUUGCCAUCUCAUUUGAAUUUUUGUUUAUAGUUUGGCAAUUUUGGCGAUUAAUUGCCAUUUCUGCCAUUUUCGCCAAAUACGCCAUUUUCGCCGAAAUCGCCACUUUGCAAAGGGCCCUUUGCCAUCUCAUUUGAAUUUUUGUUUAUAGUUUGGCGAUUUUGGCGAUUAAAAUUGCCAUUUCUGCCAUUUUAAGCCAAAUACGCCAUUUUUCGCGAAAUCGCCACUUUCCAAAGGACCCCUUUGCCAUCUCAUUUGAAUUUCUGUUUACAGUUUGGCGAUUUUGGCGAUUAAGCGCCAUUUCUGCCAUUUUCGCCAAAUACGCCAUUUUCGCCGAAAUCGCCACUUUGCAAAGGGCCCCUUUGCCAUCUCAUUUGAAUUUUUGUUUAUAGUUUGGCGAUUUUGGCGAUUAAUUGCCAUUUCUGCCAUUUUCGCCAAGGCGUGCAUUUCUGGACAUAUCUCGUCAUAAGCAGUAGAAAGGACAUAGAUCUGCACGGGUGUUUACAGGCAGCUCAGGGGUGAAUGGGUUAAGGUACAUAUAUUAAUAAUAAUUUGGGGUAGAUAUGUUGUUCAAUAAAAAUCUUUCCUAAAGUUAAAAUGAUGAGUAUUCAACACACUUGCAGUGUUAUGGUUCAGUCAAUUCCAAAUGUGUUAGCGGAAGUGUGAGACAUGUUAGAGGAGGGAAAAGAGACAAAUGCCUUUGGCCUGUAGACAGAUUAUUGUUCUUUUUUCCCAAACAUUGUUCUUUUUUUUCCUUUUAUUCACUGCUUGAUUGACAUCAUUUUUACCUAAAACAGUCCAUGGUAAUGGGAUGCAAUAACUUUCUGGCUUUUUGGGUAAGCCAAAAACCUCUCUUUAAGGCCAGAAAAUGUCAGUUAAUGUAUUCUGGUGUAUACAUCUUAUGUUACAGGUCAAAAUUAUAUUCAGGUUUAAAAUGUUUUUAACCUAGGUUGAUUCUCUAUUUCUUUUGUCUCCUAGCCCUAAUUAUUCAUGAAUUAGGGCUAGGAGACAAGGCUAUACAAAUUUUAACCUGUAUAUAAUUUUGACCUGUAACAUAUACAUAAUAAAUUGCCAAAAAAAAAAAAAAGAAAAAGAAAAAAAAGCUAUCAGACAGGAUACUGCAAGCUGUUCUUCAAUUUGGAUUCUUCUUAUUCCUUGCUUAGAACCAAACAAGGUAAUGAGGUAACUGCAAAAGAGACGUCAUCUUCCUCAUCCGGAAAGCUAUCUCUUUCAUCAGAGGAACACAGUUCAGUUUCAGCACCACAUGUAAUUCCUUCGUCUCCAGUUGACGAUAAGCCAGAAGUCAAGGAGAAACCAAGUGGGUAAGUGAGUGCAAAGUUGUUUGUAAACAGUUGUUUAGCUGAUGAGGAUGAGUUUAUUUACCCCAAGGGAUUUGUCAAUACUGGAAGGGUACAGGUAUGGGGUGGAUAUGUACGUCCAUAUAUUCAUACUUUUUGUUAUGUACGUCAAUUAAAAUAAUAAAAGGCAGCUAAUAGCUGAUGUGGACCAACAAACGAACGUAAAGUUACAAAAAUAAAUAAAUGAAAUAUGUACAAAACAAUAACAGUAUAAAAGAAAUAAAAGCACCAUAUGUGACCGUGCACGGGAAAACGUACCUUAACGCUUAUCCGUUAAAUGCUCUCUAACGGACGGAUAGCUAACGGAUUGUUAACGGCCUUCACAGCAUUCUAACGUUUUGUCCUAACGUUCUAACGGUUAUCUAGUUGUUCCUAAUGGAUGAUCAAAAUGUCCUAACGCUUUCUCCUAACAGUCUAACGGCUAACUAAGUAUGUCUAACGGAUGAAGAAAACAUUCUAACGGUUACGCAGUUUGUUCUAACGGAUGACUGGAGCCGUUUAACGGUUGUCUAACGCUCUACAUACAGUACUUAAGAAAAAUUAUGUUAAGUCACAAUCUUUACUUUAAUACAAGUAAUUUAAAAUGUCUUUAUUUGUUCCUUGAAUUCUGUUGAAUGUCAUUCUAUCAAGAAUGUCAUGGUUUGUUUUUAAAGCAGCUUUAAAAGCCUCAAGGCUUGGUUUGUUCUUCAAAGAUACUGGCAGAUUGUUCUAUAAUAUAGAAGCUCCGUGAGAGAAACAAGAACGGAAAGAAUCACUAUUAGGACGUUGCACAUGACGUUUAAGGUUGUCUCUUUGACUUGUUGAUGAAAAUGUUUAGUGAAAAGAGAGUUUAUACCAUUGGGUGCUCUAUUGUAAAAUGCUUGAAAGGUUAUGCAUAUGCCAUUCUCUUCUUAUAAAUGUGCAAUAGAGUUACCGCAAGAACAUUGACAUCACGAGUGGAGUCUUUGAUGUUAAAAAUAAAUCUAGCUGCUCUAAUGUGAAUCUUUUCAAGGGCUUUGAGCGAGUUGGGGGACCCCCAAAGAGAGAUAGAGUAGGUUAUAGUUGGAAGUAUACCGUUAAAGUAGAUUUAUUCUAGAAUGCGAUAAUCAAAGCCUUUUAAACGCUUUAGUUUCUUUAGUCUUGCAGAAAAACAUUUACACAAUGACUUUUUAUGGGGUUACCAAGAAAGCUUGUUGUCGAGUUGGACACCUAGACAGGUUGCAUAGAUAGUCUAUAAGCCAUUCGUAAAAGGUACCGGAAAUGCUAGUGGCGCUCAGUUUGUCUGUAAGAAUUCCAUGAUUAACGCAAUCAAAAGCUUUUUGAAAGUCAAUAAAAACUACGCCAAUAAUUUUUCGUUGGUCUAGGGCUAAAAGCCAUCGCUCCAUUAUUGAAAGUAUCAGAGAUGCAGGUUAUCCUCCUUUCUUGAAGCCCCUUCAUCAUACAAGAAGCUGUCAAGUUUUUUAAAAUCACAUCUUCCAUCAGUUUUCUUGGAAUGCUGAGGAGUGAAAUAGGCCUGUGGUUACCACAGUCAAGGUGCUCCCUUCUUUGUGAAUGCACUUGACUGGUGCUUUUUUCCACUGAUUUGGAAAUUUACAUAAUACUUCUCUGGGCGAGAUACAUCAGUGAAACCAUCAAGAAAAACAUCCCCUAUAAGGCGAAGGUUUUUGCUGGAUAUAUUAUCAGGGCCAAUCGGGUUGCCAAUUUUUAAACGUUUUUAAAAAGGAUGAAUUCAAAAUGUCUUUGUCAAGAGCUAUCGAAGAAAGAGUAGGCGUGUCUUGGUUAUUUCGAACAAUCUGAUUUGUAGGGCUAGAUGCAGCUUGAUGUGAUGGUUGCGCGAGAGUUUUCCAGUAUUGACGUAGAAAGAGUUUAGAGUGUUAGCCUUUGAUGUAUCAUCUGUAUAUAUAACUCUGUCUUUAUCUUUUACUGGAUCAAUUUUGGAGGAUACGUCCCUUUCUUCAAAAGAUCUAACUGUUCUCCAAAAAUCUUUGCUAGAAUUUGCGUCAUUAAAUUUAGUAAGCCAAUAUUUUGAUUCAGCUGAUCUGAGAAGUUUGGCACAAUGGUUUCUCACCUUUUUAUAAUCUAGGCAUGCUUCGGAGCCUUUUGGUGUUCUUUGUGCUUUAAUGAGUAAAUUAUAGCGUUUGUUUAGUUCUUUGCGAAUGGAAGAGUUCAUGCAGGGCAAGCUUCCACUUCUUAUCUUUACCGGACUCGGGAGUGAAAGUGGGAUUUUACAAUAUUCUUGUAGCGUCAUCUAAUUCGUCGAAGAUAUUACUAAUACACCAUGGGGCAUCGAGAAAGUCUGUUCUCACAGAGUCAAGAUCGGUUUUUUGUAGUCGUAAACAGUCUUCAAUGUUGGCUUCUGGCGUUUUCUUUUAAGAUCGACAACUGCAUAAAUUAAAUUGUGAUCUGAAAUGCCUAAACUGUAAACUCCAUCGUGAUCUAUCUUUGAGGUGUUAGAAGAGAUAAUGAGAUCAGUCAAUGAAGUCGAGGUGUCAGUGACUCUGGUGGGUUGGUCAAUCACAUUCUUGAGAUUAAAUUUACUCAAACGUGUUAGGUCAGUGUUGGAUUUGAAGAAUUUGUAUCCUGAUUUCCAGGUAGAAGGUUAAAAUUGAAAUCCCCCGGUAAAAAUCGAUCAACAGUGGAGUAAAACUUGCUAAGAAACAAUUUAUUAUCGGGUGGACAAUAAAUGGAGUCAAUUAAAGCUUCUGUGGUGAUACAGUAAUAUCGAUCCAAGCGGCUUCCAGAGAAUAACGUUCAUAUACAUUUAAAUGCUCAACAAAGUAAAUAAUUGAACUGCCACCUUUACGACUGUUGUUUGGAUCGCAUGUGGCAAUUUUGUAUCCCGCGAUACCAAUUUCAUUAUUUGAGAUACUUUGAUUCAGAGGGGAUUCCGUUAUGGCUAAGAUGUUAAACUGUAGCAAAGAUAGCAGAGCUUUUAUAUUCAGCAAUUUGCUUAAGUAAAGUCCGUUUACAUUAAUGUGAGCGAUUUUUAGACCAGAUCGCUGAAGGUCCUUUUUAAGUAAUGGAUAGAGGUCUUCUGAAGUUUAAGGGCUGCUCUGCUUCGUUGACAGUAGUCUGCUACACAGCCGUUUUUAGUGUCGUCACGCAAUGCUCCUCCGUUGCGUGACGACACUAAAGACGGCUGUGUAGCAGACUACGUUGACAGUGGAUGUGAAGAUAUCUCUUGGGAUACAAUAAUCGUGCAAUGGAAAUUCGGACGAUAAACAAGUGCUACAAAUCCAUGCUCUAGUUGUUGAUGAUCGAAAUCGGUCGCGGCAGUAUUAGCUCCGCCGGUAGAGCGUGUGACUGCAGUGCGGUAGGUCGCGGGUUCGAUUCCUUGGGCCUGGAUUCCUCAGGGUCUUAAAAUACAUGUAUCUGAGAAAGGAGGUACUCCUUUUGCACUGUAAGCGGCAAGACCUUCGCGUGGCUCGGAAGACCACGUAAAAUGGCGGUCCCGUCUGCUUCGUAAAUUGGUGUCCCAAUUAGUACUUUCGUGCUUAAUACUUUGACACUCAAAUAAAGUGCAUUUAUUUUCGAGUGGUUUCACGUUGGAGCAAGUCCACAUUGUCUUUUAUUGUACAUGCUAUGAAAGGAACUGGUGUUGGAUUCAAGACGCCUUCCAACAGUGUAAUUUGAGACAGAUCUGAAUUGUUGUUUAAUGACAUUGGACAAUAAGCUAUUGUUAAAGGGACAGGUUCAUGGUUUAGCGCAUGCUCGUUAAUCAAAAUGCUAUUUUUAAGCCGGGACAUGUUGUAUCGUCUAUGAAAGCAAUAUGAUCAUGUCAUAAUGUUGUCAAAGAACCAAUCUGCUCACUCCUCUUGCAGUCACUUGAUCAAGUUAGGUGCAAUUACCUGUAAAUUAAUCAACCAUGGAGUAAAACCUUCGGGUCAACAAUAAAUUCAACGUUGGUAGUGUUGGCAUAAUCCACUAAUUUUUCUGCGAUUUUAGUACUCCUCCAUCCCACUUCAGGUUACUCUGAAAUACUUUGGAAUACACUCUGAGAUAGCUGAGAUACAUGACUUUGUGAGUGGGAUUGUUAACAGGUAGAAUUAAUAACAAAUUGGAAAAAAGUAAUUUAAUUAAUGAGCUUGCGCUGAACCGUGAACCUGUCCCGUUAAGAAGCAAUUCCUCAGGGCUGCAAAUACCCGGUAACAGUUGGUCAUCGGACAAUGGUCGACCAAAAUUUGCUAGUGUCCGACGAAUCUUACCUGUGUUUGGACAUUAUGUCCGAGGAAACUUUUUAUCGUAAAUCAUUUUACGGUAAGGAAGAAUAAAAAUCUACCUUGAGAAAAGCUUACUUUUUGUUAGGACGAUCUCAAAGUCACAAAACAACAUUGACUUGCUGGGUAAAUAUGUCGUUCACUUCAAAGGAACUGAUUGCUGUGUUGAUAGUUUUUAUCAAACCUCUCCACUUAAGUGAAAGUGAAAUGGUAUAUUUUACUAUUAGUCAUAAUAAGUAAUAGAAACAAGCAACUGGUCCGAUCUCGAGGAUGUAAUACUAGAGCUUGGUAAUUUUAAGAAUAUAAAGUUCAACCUUUCGUUUGGUAAUGUCCGACCAAUUUUUUUUCCGACCAAGAUGGUGUCUUAGUAGGACAUAUGUCCUUUCAAGAGAAAAAGAAUUAUUUGCAGCCCUGAUACGUACAAUAGUCAUAAAAAUAAAUUUUGUUGUAAUACUAGACUAACAUUGAGGAUUUUUCAUGUCAAGCCUUCUCAACCCACUUAUAUCUAACUUUUCCCUGUGUGUUUAUUUAGACUUGCUUUAUUUGCUAUUGAUUAAUACACUGUACUUGAAUCAGCAUUGGGAAGGGCAAUAACUUGACAAUAUUGAGUUUCAAAAAAACCUGAAAAGUUUUGUAGGAUAUGUCUUAUCUAAAGGGCCAUUCUUGAAUCCUGUCCCUGACUAUUUUCAUUUCUUGUAUUGCCCAUGUUAAAAAUGCAUGAGAAUAAUGUUUCUGCUUAAUAUUCAGCUGGUAUUCGUCUAUGACACAUUUUUCAUUUCUUUUUCCACAAUUGAUUGUAAUAAUAUGCGUACUAUAGCAAGGAGGAAAAGAGUGAAAGACCUAAGAGAACAAUAAGUGAUCAUGAAGAGAAGGAAGGACAAUCAGAGAUGGCAAGAGCGGCUGCAGAAUUGGUGGAGUUAUUUGAUUUAUCUCAAGAAAAGCAAGCAGAAAAGACAACAUCCCAUCCUGUUAAUAUACAGCAAGAAAUGUCAGUUGAUGAUGAAGUAACAUUACCUCGCUGGCAACUAGUACAGAAUGUUCCUCAGGAAGAUGUUGCUUCAAAGGGUAAAAAGUCUUCAUCAUCAACAUCAUCCUCUUCAAAUUCAAGCUCCUUAGAAAAGCCUUCAUCUAAAAAUACUGUUGAAGAUGGCUCACAGCCAGCUGAAAUACAGCAAUGGCAGUCAUUGAUUAGUGCUGUAGGCUCUUCAAGUUCCAGCUUUCAUGGCCAAAGAAUGGAAGCUACUGACAAUGUCUCUACCAGCAAGAAAGAACAACAUGUGCAAAAUGUAGACAUGAGCUUCUUAGAAAGAGAAGAAGAUCCUCCCCUUAUAUCGAAGGCAGUAUGCCCAAAGGAGACUACACAGGAAGACCAAUCAGUAUCUCCAUCAUCGUUGGUUAUAGACCCCUCUAAUGAGCUUAAUGUAACUACAAAGGCGUCUGAAAAAGACCCACUUGUGGCCCCAGGUCCCACACAGCCUGACAUGAGUGACGACAUGUUCCGCCCCAGCAUAACUCAAGAAAGUGCAGGACCCCAGCGUGGUGUUUCAGGUAGGAUUACUUGUAAUACUGAUUUAAUUUCUACAGAAAGGGAAUUUAAUAAAAUGAUGUCAUUAAGAGUCUUGAAAAUAUUUUGGGGUAAAGUUGCAGUGUUUGACCGGGGAACAAAGGCUAUUAAAUGAAUGGGUGCCUGGAAAAAAAAAAAACAAUGACUAAUGACGUAUGAUAAGUUGCUUUAUUAUUAUACAAAUUACCUUGCUUUUUUUUGUGUGAACAAAGGGAGAAUUUGAUAUAAGAACAAGAGUCAUAAAGAGCCUUAUCCCACACACUCCUGUAGUCUUUCAGUUUGUAGGGAGGUUCAGAUAGACAAGAGCUAAGGAAAUCAAACAUAUACUUUGAUUUUUUUGUUCCAUACGUUGAUUGGCCUUAGAUGCAGCCUGCAGAGCGGGCGCUUUUUAACGGAAACCCUGAGGUACAUUGAUCGCGGCCGCCAUCUUGAAAAGCACAAAAAGAGACUAACGGAGGAGGGGCGGACAAGAGAGAAGAAAAUCGCCUGCCAGCUAGCCUGCGAGCAAGCUCUCCUAUUUGGGCGAGUGAAGCGAGUCUCGCGAGAACGCGCGAGCGGCGAAACCGCGAGGGGCCGGCCUCGCGAGGCUCACUUCGCUUACCCAAAUAGGAGAGCUUGCUCGCAGGCUACCUGCCAGCAAAGCCUAUGAAAUUACCGAACGCCUCCUAAUUAGUCGCGCCUGACUGUUUUUCCGGAAAUGCAAACACAGCCAGUAAAAAUCGAUUUCAUUUCUUUUCCGGAAGCCUAAAAUUGUGUACGCCAUCUUCGGAUAAUAACACGUUUUACCUCGUGUUUACGGCCGUCCACACGAAGACGAAACGGCGCUUAUCCGGCAUUGACUAAACAUAAAAAGUCCAGUUUGAAAUCUGGAGCAAUGUACGCGUGUUUGGAAAGGCGCUUUCCGGGCAUUGAAAAAUUCGUCGGAAACGCGUCCUAGUGUCAGCUGUAGGAUUUAUAAAUGCCCUGUAAAGUGAAGUUUGGGAACGUCAGCGGUAAACAAUUUUACUUAUCAUCGCAAACUCCGUUCAAACUGUCACAGCGCAAAGAUUCCUUUGGAAUUGUGUUUGCGAGCGUUUGCAAACAAGUAGGACUGGUUUUGUUCCAGGAUCCAGAAGUAUACUCUGGGUAGAUUAAUAAUUGCAACAUACGCGUACAGCUGUCGCAUUUGUUUAAAACCGACAAAAAAUUCCAGCAGGCAAAUGCGAAAGCUAUACGCGCGUAUGUUGCGAAGUCAAAACAUCAUUUGUAAUGAGAAAUCGCACAAGUCGCAGGCAUUUACCGGAGAAAGUAGUUCUGGAAAGCAGUUCUCCGUCUGACAAAGAAUAGGAAAUGUUGAUAAGACUUAACGUAGAUGACUUGUCGCAGAUACUGAGUUCAGGGAAUGUUAUUGUGAGAUUUCCGCGAGACAAUCAAACCAAAACUCUGGCGACGAACCUCGCAUGCAAAGACUGGGGUGAAGUGUCUAAUGCGAUAUUACAGCACAUUGAACAAAUUUCGGAUGAAUCAGGGUGAAAUACUCCGUUCGGAGAGCCCUUAAAAAAAUAUGUCAUCUUGAUUGGCAGCUAGCAAUCAGACAUCUGAAGCCGCACCAAUCAGAGCCUCCAUCGAUCUGGUGUACGGGUUCGCCAAACGAGCAAUGGUCGCGAACAGGCGUAUUUUUUACUCCCGAUAACUAGAGGCCUCGCUACCUCGAAGAAACUCAGAAGCACUGAGUUUACUUCAAAACAACCGACUAUUCUUCGCCUUAACUUUUUGUAAGUUCUGAUCAGUUAAAAUACAGAGUCCAAACCUAUAUAUUAACCAAGCUUUAUUGCUAAUACUUCUUUUUUCACUCGAUAUCUCUGUGCCCAGAAAGUGAAGUGUACAUGAUACCAACUUGCAUUCCUUCCACAUCCCAUUUGCUUAUUUCAACAUUUCCGGUCAUUUACUUCGAACUCCCGAAGAAGAGUGCGGGCGACAACGAUCGAAGGUCAAAACGCUUUUGCUCCAUCGCUUUGCAUUGUGUAAGUUUCACGUGACAGAUAGUCAGAACACGCGUGAUCAUUUUACGAGUGAUAGAGGGUCCAAACGCGCAUGAUCAAAUUGUGUUCUGUGCAUUCCAUUCAUUGUUAGCGGAAGUCCAGAGUGAGACAAAUGCUAGCUACAUAUGUGCGACGCAUGCGUAAUAAAAACUGGGCGAUUAGGAUUGUGGGCUCCUCUUGUCGCCUGCAAGAAUAUUUUCAGCGGUAUAAUAUGGGCUUCUUGGUUGUUUACCUUUUACAUCACCAUGUACGACUGAAACGACCUAAAAAGUCGUGUUCUAUUCACUUUUCAGAAUUUUCGGAAAAUUUUUGUAAAUGGUAAACAACCCUUAUAUAGCCAGGUACACCUUAAUUCAAUUUGGACUGAAAUACAUGGCCAUAGAACCGAAAAUGUACCAUGUAUGUAAGGAGAAGAAAGACUCAUAAUGUAAGGUAAAAUGCGUUAAAUUACAGAUCACCCAGUUGACGAACCAAAACAAGAUGAUGUCAUUGCUGACGAGUCACAGGAAAUAGUAUUCUCCCUUCAUCUUACCCAGUCGCAAAGUGACAUGGACAGCCAGGCACCAUUCCCAUCAUCUCUGCCAAUAGAGGAUAACCAAGAGGUAUUUCCUGUUAAGUCUUUUUUAAGCCCAUAGAGAUCAGCAUCUACUUGAAAGAAAUGAACACCAAAGAUAAAAUUCCGUUGAUUACUGAACAAACCUUUACUUUUAACAUAAGAAGUGCUUGAAAAUUGACGUGGAUUGGAGAAUGGUAAUCUUUAGUUAGACCGUAAAGGGAAACUUAACAAAACUGCAAAGUUUUGCUCAGUGAACGAAACCAAAACAAUGUGCAUGCAAGACAAAUUGAACUCUAAAGCUAGUUGACUGUGCAUCUCAUUAUUUUUAGAAGGUUGAUAAAAAUCCAGAAAGUUUCAAGCCAAAAGUACCGUAUUUGCUCGAAUAAGCGCCCGGGCGCGUUCUUAAUCGAGGGCAUCCUCGGAGACCCAGGGGCCGUCAGUCGGGUCGGGAAUAAUGGCGGCGACUCUCUCGUCCGUUAUUGAAGACUUUCGCCGCCGUUUUUCCCGAUCAGACUGACCGCCCUUGGGUCUUCAAAGAUGACUCGAGGGGGGCCUUUCAACGAAUUGUGAUUUUAUUUUAGCUAAAUCGUUUAAAAAUAUCACUAACACCACAACAUUAUCCACGAAAACGUAAAGUCAAUAUUCGGGGUUAAAUGUCUUCCGCUCAUUAAAACAAUGGUUGGUAAUCAAGCAUUAAUAAUAAAUAAUAAUAAUAAUAAUAAUAAUAAUAAUAAUAAUAUACAGUAUUUAUAGAGCACUAAUUCCCAAUGGUCCAAAAGCGCUUUACAUAAUAAAAUUAACAACAAAAUCCUAAACCUACAAAACUACAUUGUCAUUCUAUAAAAUUCCCAAUGGUCCAAAAGCGCUUUACAUAAUAAAAAUAACUACAAAAUCCUAAACCUACAAAACUACAAAACUACAUUGUCAUCCUAUAAAAACAUCAUCAUUCUAUACGACAACAUCAUAACCAAUUUUAAAAAGCCAAGUCUUGAGCUUAGAUUUAAAAGAAGAAAGGGAAUUACAAGAUCUAAGUUCGAAUGAAAGUGCAUUCCAAACAGAAGGUGCAGCAAUAGUAAAGGACCGGCCACCAUAAGUUUUAAGAUUAAAUUUAGAUGUAGAAAGUAAAAAUUGAUUGGAAGAUCUAAGAAGUCUACCAGGCGUAAAAGGCUUGAUGAGAUCAGUGAUAUAGCUAGGUGCAGCACCAUGAAGCGCCUUAAAUGCGAUUACUGCAAUUUUGAAAGUUAUCCUUUGUUCAAUUGGUAGCCAAUGAAGUUGAAUAAGCAACGGCGUAACACGCUCAUAUCUACUAGUAAGGUGAAUAAGCCUAGCAGCACUAUUUAGGACACUCUGUAAACGUUUCAAGAUACAUUUAGGCUGACCGUAGAGCAAUGAGUUACAAUAGUCGAUCCUUACAGUAACAAAGGCGUGAAUUAGAGUUUUACAUGUAUCGUAAGAAAGAAACUUGCGAAUCUUAAAAAGACUUGCAAACAGCAGUAACGUGCGGCAACAUCGAUAGAGAGUUAUUAAAAAUAACCCCAAUAUUUUUAGCAGUAGUUGAACAGUCAACAGUGUCAGAGGCAAUCACCAUUAUACAUUUUACAUUGAUGUAUCGGUGUGCUUAAAUUGGAAUAACCGCUGCGACGAUCAUAUCUUCAUUUAAGUUUGUAUUUCGGCAGUUCACAUCAUCAUUCCAUGUUUCAUUCCUUUCACGGGUGAAGAAGAACACAACAAAUUGGCCUGCUAUGUAUAGGUCUUCAUAGCUCAAUUGGUACCGCACUGCAGCAAUAACGCAGAGGCCAUGGGUUCGAAUCCCGUUGAAGUCCCGAAAUUUUUUUUUUCGGGUUAAUUUGCAAUUGCUUAAAUUGCAAUUGCGACUGCGACGAUCAUAUCUUCAUUUAAAUUUGUAUUUCCGCAGUUCACAUUAUCAUUUUAUGUAUCUUCUAUUUAAGAACUGUUGAUGGAGAAGGGAGGGGCGCUUAUUCGGGGGGGGGGCGAAUGGCCUUGGGGGGGGCGCUUAUUUGCUUAUUAGAGCGUGGGCGCUGAUUUGAGGAAAAACGGUAUUCUUACAACCGUCUUACACUUUCCUGUGCUGUGAGGCAGGCUAAGGUUGUCUGUGCAACUGAAUUAACCUCAAUCUAAUCUACCCUAGUCUUACAUGUAAUGAAGAACAAUUUUUCUGGACAAGUAAUACUUUGACUUGGAAUAUUCCUAAAUUUACUCAGGAUCUAGUGUAAAGAAUAUAUAUCUAUAUUUUUGAUGCUUGUUAUUUAGGAAAAAAGAGUAGUAACUUCAUGUUACAAACUGGACGUAUCAAGAAACACUUAAAUUGAUAAUGGCUAAUUGCACUUGUGUUUACAGUUAUGGCAAUACACGUAAUUAUUUCGUUAUUUUAUAGGAAGUUGCUGUCAUUAAGGUUACAAGUGUUGUCAAUGAUGACAAAUCUGCCGAACAAAUUGAAAAGGAGCAGAUCUCGUCUUUAACAAAACAGGACUCCAAUAGCCAGUCUAUAUUGGCGUCACUGGUUCGUCCCAUAGGUGUGCAAGAGGUGCCAUCAGUGAAAGAUACUCACACAGUGGAAGACAAGGAACAAGCCACAAGGCCCGCACUUCCUCAUGUUUCUUCGCUGCAGGUAGAAGAAAAGGGUGACAAUGAAAUUGAGGUCGUUAGUGGAAACGAUCCCCUUCCCUCCACUGAAGAUGUCGCUCCUGUAGAGCCCGUCUUAGUUGACGACUCAGUGCGAGUUCCUCUUUUAACAAAGGAAGAUACCAUCGAUGUGUCAAGACCAGAGUUGAGUACACCAGAAAAGCCAGUUCCUGCCAGAAAACCAAUAAAGUCCCGACUUCCGGCGACAAUAUUUUCGGAAACUUCAAGCGAUUCUGCGCUAAGCGGUGGCUUUCAUUUCUCUUUACCAAAGGAGCCGCUUAGACCACAAGUUUCCACUACACCACCUCCUAUCAGACCUGCCCAUCACCGCACACCUGACUCAGAGGACAGGGGUAGCAGACGCAGUAUUAUGCCAGACGCAGUACUGCCAGUGGUCUCAGAAACACCUGGCAUGUCUAGUCAAGGUAACCUACCAGUAUAUUGUAAAUGGGUUAAAUUUUUAUCCUCACAAUUGAAAAAGCGAAUAGCCUUGCCUAGAAAAUAGACCGGUCUUCAUUUAAGUGUUGUUAAGCCCCGUGCGAAUCGGAUGCAGCAUUGUUGGAUGUUACACGUUGCGUCCGUUUGCACACCCUGUUACAUGUUGUUUCGUGUUGUUGCGCAAAGUUUGAAACCGGUCAAACUCUUAGCUACGUGCAAAUAGACGCAAAAACUCCCAACAAUGUUGCGUGCAUUUUCACGGGGUUUUUCACCCAAACAGUCGCAAAGCAGUGAUAUGCCAUUGACGCCAAGCGCGGAAAACGCAAGCUUUAUAAGAAGUUAUCUUGGAUUUUGCUUUUACUUUUUGGAUUGGCUGAGUUCUAAAAAGUGACGUGAAAAUUUUUAUUAAAGGUUGACACAUAAUUGCCAAUAUUGAGGCUAGAACUUUUGUGUGGUUACUUUUCAUUGAGAAUAGAAAUUUGAUCUUACAAAGUAAAUAGACCGAUUUCGGAUCUAAAAAGAAAUCUGUUUAGGCAAUAGAAAUCUGUUUAUUGCCCAAAUCGAAAGCAAUCCAAGAUUCACUAAUGAAAAAUAGAAAGUAGUAGCCAGCUUGUUUUUUUGUGUCAUGGUGAUGGACGUCAUUAGAAAGAAAGAGGUUUCGCCCCGUCUACACGAAUCCGGACAUUAUUGAAACCGCAUAUUUUGUUUUCCGGAUUGGUGUGGACAGGCCUCUGAACCACUGUGGAGAGCGGUUUCCAAAAGAUGCAGUUUUGGUGAGCGGAUUCACUUUUUUCAGGUGGGCGGAAGAUUGAUUCGCGUCAAAAAAUAAGCGGGUUUCGUGUGGACGGGGCUUUUAAGGGCCUCUUCAUAUGAGCCCGGUUUCCGAGAUCUCGCCUCACCUCUAAAUCCUUUGUAAAAUUUUCAAUGUGUUCAUAUGAGAGGGCGGGCUGGCUCGGUUCCCGAGAUCUCGGUUUGUCCAACCGAUAUCUCGGAUAUCUGGCUGAAAAUAUUGCCAUAUGAACACUUCAUCCCGGUUACCGGGAUGAAUGGCGAGAUGAAUUCUGGCGGUCCGGAUGGCAUCGUCUUGCAUUGCCUGCUGUAUUUUCCACAUCAUAAGCAUCCCAUUUAACUGCAGUGAUACAGCUUUAAGAGUUACCGAUGGUAAGAAAAGCCCGAAAGUUAAAAUUUUUGUGUUUCGCCAUGUUUGCUUUUUUUCCCGAAUUUGGCGCCAGAACUCGUUCCCAGGAUCUUUGACCUUUUCUCAUCUCGGAAACCGGGCUGAAAUUUCUCAUAUGAACCCAAGGCAAAAUUCAUCCCGGUAACCGAGCCAGCCCGGUCAACCGGGCUCAUGUGAAGACGCCCUAAGUAAGCAAAAAAAGCAACUCUGCACUUGCAGAGUUGUUCAUUAUCAACAAUAGGGAGCUUAAGCAACUACUACGACGACGAUGACGACAACUUCAAAAAACAAUAGGUUUAAUGAUCAAAACAACAGCUCUGCACGUGCAUUACGCUUUUUAGUACGUUUCCUUGACGUCCACUGCACGACUACGACGUGAAACCUCCUAAUUUGACGUUUUAUGGAGGACGUGGACAUGACGACGACGAAUUUUCCUUCCUCUUUUGGAACUUGAAUAAAAUCCUUAAGAAUUCAGCUCCAGGAAAAGUCGCCUACAUUUGGCAUAUUGAGCGGGUCCAAAUAGACGCGAUUAAGUUUGAAAGAACGCAAAUUCAUUUUUUUAGCAACGUUUUCACUGCCGUCGUCGUCGUCUUUGCUUAAGGUCCCUAAUGACGGCGAUGACGACGGCAACGUGGCUUAAAAAGAGAAUUAGGGUGGAUUUCCACUGGCGCGUUUUUCGCUCCGCACGUUAACGCACGUAAAUUUUAAACACGUAAAUAAAAUAGAGGCAAGAUGUAAAAGUGUUGAGAUUAAACGUGAAGUUGAGCGAGGUUGUACAUUACCUAUAUUUUAUUUUCGACCGUAAAUUUACGCACGAACCUACGUAAAAAUUACGCGACAGUGGAAAUCAACCCAUAGCGUUUUUUCAGUCGUCAUCGCCAUUAUUCCCAUUCACUUACUUUGUAAAAUGUAGGUGACAUUUUCAAGUCGUAGUCUUGCAGUGAGGGCGAAGAAAUAUACAAACAAUCGUGAUACACGUGCAAAGUUGUUUUUUUUGUUUGUGUAAGAUUACGUUCACAUGAAUUUUCGACCGCUUGAAAAUUCUUGCGUUUAGGUGUUCCAUUCACACGGAACCAGCCGUUUUUAAAAGUUCCGUGUGAACACAGCGAAAGCAUUCAACGGUCCCGUGUGAACCAAGUGUCUGGUCAAAUUUUGCAGGCGACCGAAAAUUCAUCCCGUGCAGUGUGAACGUAGCCAAAACUUAUCUGUCGUCGUUAUCAUUGGCUUAUUAUUAAUAUCAUUAUUACUGUCAUUAGCAUACCGAGAAAGAAGCACUAUACCAAGUUGUUUCAUAGUCCAGAUCUCAUUCAGUCUUAACAUUUAGAAACUCAAUUUGGUGACCAACAACUUGUCUCCGGUUUCUUAAAAUAGCUCCACCAAGCUCCUUGGUCCAGGCUAGGCCCCAGUCCCUGACGAUCUCAAUGCCUCGUCACGGUUCGCCACUCAGUGAUUCGGAAAAUUCAGAACCAGUAUUUCGUUUCCACACCGCCUUUCCGUCGGUUUCACCGUCACGAGCAAGCUCAUCAAAUGUACAGAUCGACUCCCCCGAACGUCAACGGUCGAUCUUUAGCCGUGCUCGAGAAGCAAUGGCGAAGGGUAAGAAAAGAGAGGAGGUCGUCGAUAAUGACGAUGAUCCGUUUGCAUUUACUGCCGAAGACGAAGAUCCAGGGCCGCUUAGAAAGAGAGCGAGGAGAUCAUCUCCAAGAAGCGAAGGAGAGAAAGAGUUCAUGCAGAGGGGAGAACAAGGUCAGACUCGAGACAUAGAAAGCGCUGUGUGGUCGACCUCUUUCGUUGAGCAUUGUACCACGCGCAGCAAAAGGCAAGAGGAUUCUACAGAGCAAGAUAAUUUGCAUGGAACGUUAAGCGCCAAACGUGGACACCCGGAAGGAAGUAGCGGGUCUUCUGAGAGUGAGGAACCCGAAGAACCUCAAUCCAAGCGAGCACGGAGGGAAGAUGACAGACUGCAUGUAGAGGAGAUGCCAGAAAAGGACUCGUCAGAAGAUGUGCACUAUCGGCAAAUAAUACACACUCGCACUGUUACUACCGUUACGACUCAGGUUCAACGAAUGGUGACUGUGAGUAUAAUCGAUAAAGGGUCGGGUGAAGUCGUGCAAGUUUUGACAUACGAGGAGAAUGAUCGACCGAAGGUAGAAAGCGAGGAGAAGGAAAACGAGGAAGUCAAUGAAUUUGUGGAAUCCUCAAAUGUAGAUGGCUCGCGAACCAUGGUUACUUCAAAAUUACUCAAACAAAAAGACAAAAAACAACAACCUAGAAGUUCUCCAAGAAUAAAGAGUAAGAAAUCUCCUGUUUCUGCGAAGGCUGCCUCUAAACGACCUGGUGAAGCCGAGGCUGCGUCAGCAAAGAGUAGUGACGAUGAAGCGAGGGAAAACAUUGACCAUCCCCAAAGCGCUGAUGAGACGGCGAGUGUAAUCCCUGCGGUCACCAGACAAGAGACAGUGCCGGUUACAGAAGAGGAACCAGCUCUUCAGCGCACUUCAUCAAGUGACUCCUCCUUGACUCCCGGCACCCUAGUAUUAGCAAAGUGGCAUGAUGGCUAUUUUUACCCAGGAGUGGUGUCUACGAAGCAGUACAAAAAUGGACGAUAUCUCGUCACUUUUGACGACGGAAACAAACGGAGGGCACCUCGGGAGAACAUCAUCAGAAAAGACUUGCUUCCUGCAGGGCAAAGGGUAAUGGCUCAAGGCGAAGGCGAUGACGAUUAUUACGAAGAAGGAGUCAUUGUUGGUUAUUACCGAGACGGUGAAGAGCGAGGCUAUGAAAUCCAGACCCGGAGUGGAGCAAUAAGCAGGUUUCCGCGUAGUAAGGUUAUUUUAUCUGAACAGCAAGCUGCCGCCAUUUUAUCUAGUGAGAGUUCAGUAAACGUCACGAGCGGCUCUAGUGUCAGUAUCGGAGCUCACAGCUUGAGAUUAAGGAAAGACGAAAGCACGGGGAGUAGUGAUUUAAGUACGCCCAACGUAACCAGGUCAGGAAGUGCAGCAGGCAAAGAUACUAUGUUAGACACGAGCUCCAAGGACACCAGUAAGAGUUCAAGUGGAGAUAAGAGGCGUGGCAAAAAGCCUUUACCACGUGCCAGUCCGAAAGGAAAAGCUUCAAAGGACAAUGACGUAACGCCCAAGUCUACCCAUAAGUCCGCUAGUCAUAAAGCUAAAGCCCAGCUUAGGCGAGCUGGGCACAGAAUUGGAGUAGAAAGUGACACUAGCUCAGACGAGCAGACUGCCCAAACUGGUAAACGGCGUCAGGUAAGAAGAGGGUUAUCAGCUUCGUAUGCCUCGAAAUCUCCUCUGAAAUCUUCAAGUGACGAACCAGGACCUGUGACACGUAGCUCGCCGCGUAAACAAAUGGUUACAAAUGAGGACGACGACAGGGAGACUGCAAUAAGCCCGUUGCCGACCAACAGGAAUGUCUUCGCUGGGUUUGCAUUCCUUGUAACUGGUAGUUUAAGAGACAGAACUGAACCUGAUGAAUCAGACAGUGAGUCCGAGAGAAUAGAAUUUAAUCGUGACAUCAUUAAGCGCCAGAUUGAGGCUGGGGGCGGCGUCGUCCUCUCCGCAUUUCCUCAAUCCCAGAUCUCUGGAGCAGAAUGCUUCUUAAUUUCUGAUAGACAUCAGCGUACUCAAAAGUAUUUCCAAUCUCUCGCUUCUGGAAUUCCGUGUGUGUCGCAUAUGUGGAUAAAUGACUGCUGCUCAAGCAAUAAGCGUCUGGAUUACAAACGUUAUCUGUUACCUGCUGGUGAGAGUUUGGAAGCAGAGGGAGAAAUCGUGGAAUGUCGUCCUCGCAGAAACAUUCUGGGCAACAUACGGGUGAGUCCAUAAGCAAGGCUCUGUUUUCAUGAGAACUCGCGUGACUUUAGUAUGAGUAUAUUUUCCGAAAAAUCAUCUCAGAAAAUUCUAAACCGUGUAAACAGCACACGUAAAAUCGCACUGAUCUAUAUCUGUUUCACUCGAACACGCACCUCGCUGAGUUUACGGGUAUUCUUACUAAACGAUUUAGUUUGCAGAAUUCUCAACCAAGGCCUCCUCCCUUUUGACGAGUGAAUUUCUGUUUACCCUUGCAGCCCUAGAUCAGGACGAAUAUUCUCCUCACUGAUGGAAAUAAUUUAACAGCUAAGACAUGGAGCCGAAUUAGGGCCGGUUGUUUGAACCGCGGUUCGAGACAAUUUGUAGAUCUCAGAAUCCGUUUUAACAAGUUUUUUUGAGUAGACAAAAUGCUUUUCUAGUUUGGGCUUUAUUUGAACAUGACUUUAAUGGGUAGAAAUUAUAUUGUGGUCGCUGCCUUAGGGCUUUAAGAGUUGACAUGUCUUGCUUUCAUUUUAUCUUAUUAAACAGGUUUUUCUGCACGGAAGCCAGCAGUUCAGGGACACUUGGACCAGUGUGCUUCUCGCGGCUGGAUGUAAGAUGGUAACUAAAAUUCCCAACCGUUUUGAUUACUAUUGUGAUGUCAUCGUAUGCGAGAAUAGCAAACUCCCGGCUAGUGUCAAGCACGCCGCUUCUAUGCUGGGAAUUCCUAUGGUGUCACUAGAGUGGCUCCUUCAGUCGCUUAUAAAUGGACGGCAAGUUGCUUUCGACGGUCACCCUAAGUAUGAUUACCGUUACAAGAGUGCGUGACUGAUUGUACCAAUUGAGAAUGCGUGACCAUGGUUGAAUCCUACAAAUGCGGACUGUGUAUAGUGGUUUAACAAUGCUAGUAUAAUUACUCUAAGCAAUUACAAGGCGAUUUUUCUUGGAUCAGUCAGUGCACAGGAAAGCCUUGUGAAAAAGUCAGGAAUGUUUAUGGUCAUGUUUACCUUCCAUCUGUUUGGUCAAGUAAAUAGCGUGUAGGUAAGUUAUUAAGUUGGUUUAAAUACUAUUAGACUUGUUAAUUAGGUAUGUAGCAAACAGAGUGGUUUUCAAUUUUAUGAAACCCGUAGCAAGGGCACUGAAAUUGGUCAAGAGAACUUAAUGCAAAUACCUGUGGUCAGUUUCAAUCGCGGGAAUUACAGUAAGUUAUGAUAGACCUCUUUAGUGUGUAUGUUUUGUGGUACCACUCAAGACUAGAAAAAAUCGUUUUAUUCGAGUGCAUAUGUACGCAUAAUUUAUGAAAAGACAAGGGUAAAUUCCCCUACGAUCUUCAUUGCUAAAA